Messenger RNA from Oppiella nova, 1575 nucleotides. NCBI's taxonomy places the organism in Eukaryota, Metazoa, Arthropoda, Arachnida, Sarcoptiformes, Oppiidae. The record is from the annotation of a GenBank genome assembly.
GAUUCAUUCAUUUCUGGAUAUUAUAAUGAAUUCAAGUGUUUAAUAAAUUGAUGACAAAAUCUGUUUAACACAAGAAGAUUGUGAAGAAUUGAUUAAUAAAUAAAUUAGUGAUCAAUUAAAAGCACACGUAAUAUAAGAAAUAUGUGGCGAGGAUUUGGUGCGGAGACAGAGGCCGAGCCGGCACAACGCGGCUAUUUUAGGCCCCGGAUCUCAUCCAUAUCGGGAGUGUUAGCGAUGACUAAACAACGACUCUUCACAACGACGUUGCCGUCGAUGAAGGACGACAUCGAGACGGCCCACACGUCCGCUCACACAUCGCCUUACAAUUUAGCCAUUAAUCCAUCGGUCGUUGAUUUGGGGAACGGUAUGAUUCUUAGCGGCACUCGAUACCCAUCUCCCGGGAGGGCCUCUUUCGGCGAUGUGAUGGCGUACUCCCGGUCCGCAUCCGCCCGGCCGUCAAUUGACUCGCAAACUGCUCACGGAAUCUACGGAAUUGAUUCAUCCGGUGAUCCGUUAGGCAUUCACGACCAGUCGGACACUGAAGGCCAGGAUAGCGACGACAAGUGUGCAAACAAGACAUCGAAGAUAUUCCGCGGAAUAGCGCUCAUGCUAUUGAUAGCUCUGUCAUGGGUGGGCACUCUAUACCUCAUGAAAAUUAGUUUCAAAAGCGAAAAGACUUUGAUCGCGUUCACAACCAAUCAAUUCAAUAGUAAUUAUACUCAACAUUUGAAUAGCGAUAGCAAUACGGAAACGCAACAAAUCUCUCCGCAGUCUUAUACACUGGAAGAGGACUAUGAGGUGGUAUUUGACGCCCCAUUCCUGGCCACCUGGUUCUGCUCGCUCUGGAAUAUAUUAUUUUUGCCAAUUUAUACGAUAAGCCAAUUGUUUUGCUGCAAUAAAGAGCACGAAUCGACCAAAAAGAUGUUAAUUGAAAGUAUCCAGGGCUUUAUGGAGAAGGGGUUCACAUUAAUGCAGUUCUUCACCCGCUGUGGUUUCUUUUGCGUCCUUUGGAUGAUCACAAACUAUAUGCUUAUAUUUUCGCUCAGAAUUCUCGACAUAACUGUCGUAAUGGCAAUGUUCUCGACCUCAGUCUCAAUCGUGUAUUUGCUUUCAUGGGUUGUUUUGCAUCAGAAGUUUGUCGGCAUCAGAAUCGUUGCUGUGAUAAUAUGUGACACCGGAAUCGCUUUAUUGGUUUAUAUGGAUGGCGUUCAACAGCACAGAACCCUCGCGGCCGUAAUGAUUGGAUUCGGUUCUGCCAUCGGUUCAGCUAUUUUCAGAGUAUUCUUUAAGCGAAUGAUUGGUUACACGUCUUUCGCACAAAUGUCACUAUUCUUCACAUUAAUUGGUUUAAUGAAUGCAUUCCUUAUGUGGCCUUUGAUUCUGUUGUUGUAUUUAUUCGGCGCCGAAAUCAUAGUCUGGUCACAGAUUCCGUGGGAGACCCUAACGGGUUCGGCAAUACUUAGUUUAAUGGCUAAUAUUUUGGGCAAUUUUGGUAUUGUGUGGACGUAUGAGCUAUUCUUAACUCUGGGAAUAUUCUCUGCCAUUCCCUUCUGUAGUCGUAAGAAACACUUUUGU